Molecule: messenger RNA, 1508 nt
Organism: Sebastes umbrosus (honeycomb rockfish)
Lineage: Eukaryota; Metazoa; Chordata; Actinopteri; Perciformes; Sebastidae
Gene: tbcc
Product: tubulin folding cofactor C
Exons: 2
Coding region: 239-1300 (353 amino acids)
Biological process (GO): tubulin complex assembly; post-chaperonin tubulin folding pathway
Cellular component (GO): cytoplasm
Molecular function (GO): tubulin binding
Source: RefSeq, a predicted model, not a curated record
CUGCUGUGUGCACAGACUGAAAAUGGCCAUUAGAGUGUAAAUAACUCCACCCUGCUCCAUUUUAUACCACGGUUGUUGUUUUGAGUUGUUCUACAUUGAGAAAGAGGUGCUGGCUUUAUGUUGUGUCAGCCAGCAAAGAACCAGCAGGUGGCGGUGAGCAGCUUUAACUUUGGCUUCUUGAUAGCCACGAAGAAGAAACCGUGACGUCACUUCCUUAUCAUCCUGACAGAGCAACAACAUGGACUCUGUUGAGGGGAGUUUAGAAACCGGGUUUACCGGAGAAAGCGGCGCAGCAAAGAUCACAGAGCGGCUCCAGAAGCGGCACCAGCUGAGAGCGGAGGACGCCGAGCGGAGGAAGGAGGCUAAAGAGAGCCAGACUGUCGAGGAGGAGAAGCUAGAGUUCUUCUCCAGCAGCUUCAACACAGAGAGGGCCUCCAUCCAGGAGCUGCUGGACAGCUGCUCUGGAGCCAGCAAGGCUGAGGUUACCCAACAUCUGGAGGAGGCCACGGCCAAAACACUCCAGCUGCAGAAGUUCCUCAACGACAGCGUGUUGUUCCUGACCCAGUACGAGCUGAGACAAGCCCAGGCUGCUCUCCAGAAGCUCCAGACCUCCAUCACUGAGAUCAGAGAGGAGGCUCUGCCCAAGAAGAAGUUCACCUUCAGAGCUCGCACUAAAGCAGCAGAUAAUGUGACGUCAUCAGACACACCUUCACCUGCAGGAGCAUCAGAUAAAGUGGUGACGUCAUCAGACACACCUUCACCUGCAGGUACUGGUAGCAGCAAGGUGGAUGCUCCUGCAGAGCAGUGUGGCUUCUCCAACAUGGACAAUGUGUCUCUGACAAAGACAUCUGAGGAGAUCAACAAGCAAGACGUACUGCUGACUGACCUGACUAACUGCAAGGUCCGCCUGUUGGGGUCCCCCAGCACGCUGCACCUGAAACACAUCGACACCUGUGAGAUCCUGUGCGGACCCGUGUCCAGUUCAGUGUUCGUGGAUCAGUGUAGAAACAGCAUCCUGGCCGUCCCCUGUCAGCAGCUGCGUACCCACAACACCACGGACACACAGGUGUACCUGCACGUCACCAGCCGGGCCAUCGUAGAGGACUGUCGUGGAGUGAGCUUCGCCCCGUUCUCCUGGUCUUAUCCCACCCUGGAGGAGGACUUUGCUGUGUCUGGGUUAGACCAGGACCGGAACAACUGGAGCCAGGUGGAUGACUUCAACUGGCUCGCUGCGGACACACCUUCGCCGAACUGGACUGUCAUUCCUGAAGCGGACCGGAAAACCAACUGGGACAUCUAGAGAUAAACAUUUAAAACCUUAAAGGUCCUGCAUUGUAAAAAGUGUGAUUUUCAUGUCUUUCAUGACACGCGCAAUACCAGCGGAAUGUCGUGCUAUUUAUAAGCCUUCUCGUGACACCGGGUUGCCAUGGUCACAAAUCAAUAAAUAUGCACAGAAGAUAGUUGUAGAACAUGUCAUCUUUCAAACUAAUAAACUUAUUUAAAGGUCC